CUUCAUGUGCACGACCGGCCCACACGGAGGGACACACACGAGAGGCGAGAUGCCCUCAAUAUAGCGAGCGGCAUCACCUCCAUCCAACACAGCGGCUCGUGAUCAAAUCCUAGCGGUGGCGUUCCUUCUCGCCCUCCUCCUCCUCCUCUUCCCACCAUAGCCACUCAACAUUGUCCGACAGCUCGCGGUGACGAGGGUCGACGACGAGUAGGGAAGCUUCACAUCGGCCGUAGAUCUUCCUCAUCAGCGUGUCGGCAACGCCAGCAAUCAUCAUCGCAUGCGAACUUUCGUGUCGCGGAGCCACGCAGCGUCACUGCUGGCUCUUCUCGACUUGAGAAUUUGCUGUCAAUAAGCGGCAGCGGCAGCAGCGGCGGCAUCAAUACCAACAGCUUUAACCACCACAGUGAAGAUCACUUCUGCUGGUGGCGAGUCUACUGCUGUUGCUAAUGUUAGUAUAUUGUGCUGCUAGUAGUAGUGUUAGUAUAUGCUGUUAGUGCUAGUAGUAGUGUUAGUAUCUGCUAGUAGUAGUGUUAGUAUCUGCUGCUAGUAGAGUUAGUAUCUGCUGUUACUGCUGGCAGCAGCGUCAGCAGCUGCCGUGUGUGCUCGGAGUUGCCUCUGAUCCGUUCGGGAGAUUUAAAUGGUGAGCAAGAUGACUUUGGCCAGAACUGCUGCCACCAUCUGCGCGGACGUGUUCUGCAUCUUCUUGGCGUUCCUGCCGGUCGCGGUGCUCUACCUGUCGGGCGCGGCGCCGUUCCAACGCGGCUUCUUCUGCGACGAUGCCACCAUCGCGUACCCGUACCGCGACAGCACCAUCAGCAGCGGCACGCUCAUGGCCGUGGGCUUCAGCCUCGCCCUGCUCAGCAUUGCGUGGGGAGAGUUCGUGAGCGUCCGCUACGGAGGGGAUCGCCCGUGCUCCUCCUCCUCCUCGUCCACCGCCACCUCCGGCCCCCCGGCGAUGUCGGGGGGAGGCCCCCUGCGGGACCCCCUCGCGGCCGCCCUCUACGCGCGCAUCGGCAGCUUCCUGCUGGGAGCCGCCCUGAGCCAGGCGCUCACCGAGACGGCCAAGUUCAGCAUCGGGCGCCUGCGGCCGCACUUCCUGGACGUGUGCCGCCCCAACGCGACGGCGCUCGGGGCCGAGUGCGCGGCCCACGUGGGCGGCACCCCCAGCUACGUGCAGGGGGAGCUGUGCACGGGGGAGCCGCACGUCAUCCGAGAAGCCAGGAAGUCGUUCUACUCGGGCCAUGCCUCCUUCUCCAUGUACACCAUGGUCUUUCUCGCCGCUCGGCACACGCUCUCGCAAAAUAUAAAUAAACACGCAGCAACUUCGACUCAAAAGCUGAAGCAGCUGCUGCUGCCGGAUGAGAGCCACGAACUCGACAAAUGAGCGACUGAGCAAGCCGGAGAGAGCAGUCGGGACGUGGUGCAGCGUCGCAAUGGAAGAGCGGGAGAACGAGAGAGAAUGAGAGAGCGAGAGAGAGCGGCGAGACGGGCUGGGUGCAGAUGCAGCACUUGCCGUAUUAAAACAUUACGUAGAAAACAGGGGGGCAUAGACAUA
Messenger RNA from Lethenteron reissneri (Far Eastern brook lamprey), 1555 nucleotides. RefSeq names its product phospholipid phosphatase 3-like. Gene Ontology annotation, cellular component: plasma membrane. The record is from RefSeq and is a predicted model, not a curated record. Lineage: Eukaryota; Metazoa; Chordata; Hyperoartia; Petromyzontiformes; Petromyzontidae. Gene Ontology annotation, biological process: signal transduction; phospholipid metabolic process; phospholipid dephosphorylation. Gene Ontology annotation, molecular function: phosphatidate phosphatase activity.